AUGGCACGACCCGGUGACUCCUCCGACACUUUAAUUUCCCCUCCCUCCCCAGUCUACCACCCCAGACCCCAAACAACCCUCAUGGAAUCAGAAUUGGAACUCUCUAAUCUUGAAUCCCCUCCGCCUCCCGAUAUUCCAAAGCUCUUUCGUGAGGAAAGCGACAUUACCUGGCAAGAAACCUUCGAGUCAACAAAGGAUCAGGUACCACUCGUCCGGCGACGUGGCAGGUUCCGACUUUUACACCAGCAGCAAUUCAAAAACAGUCUACUCGCCAGUGUCGGAUAUCUCGAGCUCGCAAAUGCGGGAGACUUUGCUGCAAAUGUUUGGAAUACUACGCCCGUGCCGACCUUUGCGGCCGUGUUGAUGGGGAUCGGUGGCACCUUGGCGCUGUUUAUGGUGUUCCUUGCGAUACAGGAUUUCCGACUGAGUUGGCGGAAUGUAAAACUCCUACGCGAGGAACGAGUGCAUAUACAGCGAUUACAACAGUACCAUUGCAAGAACCCGGAGUUGACACGGCUGCUGGAUGCGCGGUUAGGCGUUGGGGUGCGUGAGAUCGGCACAGAGGUCGUGGACCGAAUCCUUAUGGACAUGCUUAUGGGUAUGGGAUCGGUCCUUGUUGGUGUUGGUACAUUGAUGGCGAUCGGGGGCGCGAACCCCCGUGUUUAUAAGGCGAGUAACCUCCUCUCGGGUUACAUUGGUAAUGCCCUGGCGGCAUUGUUUGGACUUGGCAAUGCCAUCUGGUCGAUAUACCUGAUCUACCGGUUCAAGAAACACGAUGAAGCCGUGGUCGCUGGUGAGCCUAGUGAUGAUAUUAGGCGCCGGCUGCGUCUACGAUUCAAACGCUUCCAAUGGCACUCGAUCGUCAACAGUGUGAAUGGAGUGGUCGCAGGUGCUGCGUCAAUGGUGACAGCUGAGCAUUGGGAAGGAUACGUGGUUCUAAUCCCAUGUAUCAUCUCAUUGAUCAUGUGCAACUAUUUCUGGCGUAAGAAGCUGGGUUAUGACCGGCCCGUAUUGGAUCACAUCUCCCUCGCCAAGUUGCAGUUGACACCUCUCCUGGAAGACCUGGAGUACGUCAUCGCCAUGCAGCGUGGUCUUGCCGACCCAGAUCACGCCAUCCCACAACCCAUUGUGGAUACCAAAUCCUUAGGCUCGAUGCUACAAUUUAUCGUUCGAAACCGUAUGCUGGAAACAUACGUUGACUCUCUCGCACAUGAUAAGAAAACAAGUCCCCUCCUUUCCGAAAUCCCCAAUACCGUGACGGCCACCUCCCAUGACGAAAUCAUCAUUUCUUCCGAUGUUCUCCUCCGUCUCUUUAUUUCCAAACCCACCCAUUCCCGAAUCCUUUUGAACCACGCCGCCAAAUUUCUUCUCAAGGAAGGAGUUCAAAUCUUUACGCAUCGCGAGCGACAUAUGUUAGAAUUAUUGGGAUACGCCGUCUGGCGGGAUCAGACAGCGACCGAAACAGAAGGUACCCUUGAGCCCAAAUAA
Molecule: messenger RNA, 1488 nt
Organism: Penicillium verhagenii
Lineage: Eukaryota; Fungi; Ascomycota; Eurotiomycetes; Eurotiales; Aspergillaceae
Exons: 1
Coding region: 1-1488 (495 amino acids)
Source: RefSeq, a predicted model, not a curated record